Messenger RNA from Penaeus chinensis, 2935 nucleotides. RefSeq lists its product as uncharacterized. Bases 390 to 2393 code for a protein of 667 amino acids. The record is from RefSeq and is a predicted model, not a curated record. The transcript has 2 exons. NCBI's taxonomy places the organism in Eukaryota, Metazoa, Arthropoda, Malacostraca, Decapoda, Penaeidae.
UUGGGUAAGAAUGUGACGGAAAUCUACACGCAACUUUCACUAGAGUUGAAACAGGAAAUACGUUUUUGGAAGGCUGCCUAAAACGUAUGAACGUAUGAGCGUAGUUGCUUAGCGUAAAAGGGAGGUGCAGAGCGUGCUUUACUUCACUGUCUCUUUAUCAUUUCAAGACCAUUAGAGCAAUGAGGUCCUGAGUGCAAAGGACCUCUGCCUCAUCUUUCACACUGAAGAGAUCCUGAGAGCCAAGGAACUCUUGAACAGUCUAUCCUUCAUCAAGGAAAAGUUUUGAGUGAAAGGUUUACCUUCAGGUAUUAAUUUUUUCUCCCACCAGUAUCUUGUACCUGAUAACAAUUUGCUUAUUCAGUACCUUUUCUUUGAUAAAAAUCUGUAAAAUGGAGGUUUCUACUGUGGAUUUGAUGCUCCUAACAUUACCUGAAACAUUAAAGGGAGAAGGAGAAAAGCUUAUUGAAAUGUCCAGACUUAUAGAAGAAGAACGAUUAUUCCGAAAUGGAUCAAAGUUUAGAAAACAUUCCAAACCAAGAACACAUGAAGAGAUACAGGAAAAGAGAAUGGAUCAGAAGAAGAAGGCUAGGGAAAGUGCAGAGCCUCUUGCAAUUGCAAAGCUGAUAAUGGAAAUUUGGUCUCCCAAAAUGCGACGUCAUGCAGAAAAAGUAAUAUUGAACCGGGCAGUACAACUGGAUUACCUGAAAGAAUCUCACCUUAGAUGGGUUUAUGUUCUUGAGGAUUGUAUUGUUGAAGAGGCCACAGACUUUGAUUGGGUCAUAGAUGAUCAGGAUGAAGCCAUCAUUGAGCUUAUAUGGAACAGAUUCAAUAUGAAGCAGCACUUUUAUGAUACCUGGUUUCAUCGUCUAUGGAUUCAAAGAUCAUAUGAUCGGCUGAAGACAUUCCUACCACUCCUGUCUGCUGAAAUGAUAAGUCGUCAUGAUCUCAGCAAGUUUGCAUUCAGCCAAGCAGUUGGAUACACACUGAAAUGGGUUCAUAAUGUAUACAAUCAGAUAUGGAAGAGUGCUUGUGAUCUUCACCUGCACAAUGAACCCCAUCAUCCACAUGUCUGGAAGUCUCCUACACCAGAGGAAAAGAAAAAGAAGCUGGAGUGUUGGCUGACAGAUGUAUGUGAUUUUCGAAAUGGCUGCCCAUAUGGCAUUGAUAUUAUAAAUCUUGAUCUACACUCAGAGGAUUUUCCAGAACCAUUUUUACAGGAAAGCUUUUUGGAUAUGGUUGCUGUUGAGUGGGAAAGGAAGAAGGGUCAGCGCCUUGACAUAACUACCAGGGAACUUGUGUACAUGGAUGACAGAUUUUUGCAGAGAUACAGUCCAGUCCAGCAUCAAAUAGUUCAUAAUCUGAUCCAGAGUAUAAUUAUGUCUGACAAAAGCUGGAAUGAUAUUACCCUGUCAGAAAGGGAAAAAAAGUUAUUAUCAACCAUUCCUCAAGAUAGACAUGCAGUUCUUGCUUGUCAGAUUGAAACUCAGAAAAAGGCUGAGGUUGCUAGACAGGUAAAACUUGCCAAUGAGGCUGAGAAGGGCAGUAGUAAAAUCAGUCUCAAACCAAGUGAGGAGAUGAUACAGCGAGGACAUGACAUUGCUUAUUUCAUUACAGUUUGCCGUGUGGUAACAGAAAUCUGGAAUGCUAAAUUCAGGCAGUAUGCAGAGAAGGUUCUGCUAAAAAAAGCUGUAAGUGAGGGUUUCAUUCAAGAAAAACAAGUGAAAUGGGUAUCGGUAUUUCAUCCACCAAUGGAUGAUGAUAGCGAAGAACAAAUUAUGCUGGAUGAUGAUCUUGUACUGCAAAUACUAUGGAAAGAUUUCAACUUGCAAAAACAUUUCAGUGGUGUAAAUUUCCACAGAUACUGGGUAAAGCAGAGUUAUCUGCGGUUAUCACAGUUUAUGAAAGAGUUACCAGAAGAGGUGAUUGAACGUCAUGACCUUACCAAGUUUGCUCUGUCUCAGUCAUUAGGGUACACUUUAAAAUUUAUACAUGAAGUAAACUACCCAGUUUGGCGCAAAGCCUGCAACAUGCAUCUGAAUUGUGAACCACACCAUCCAGAGAUGUGGUCAGGAAAGCACAAGCCUGAAGAUAAACAGUUGUGCUUGGAGAACUGGCUGUGUGCCCAGGCUGGAGGGUACACAUAUGGCUUGGACCUUGGCACACUGGACUUUGCUUCAGAAGAUAUGGCCAAGUUAUUUCUGCUUGAGAGUCUGCUGGACAUGGUGGCAGUUGAGUGGGAGAGGAACAAGGGACAGAAACCAGACUUGACUUACACAGAACUAGUUUACAUGGAAGACAGGUUUUUGGCUCGCUAUUCACCAAAGGACAAAGAUUUCAUUCUCGAGCUGAUGUCCAUCAUUAGACAAGCAGAUACGAAACGUGAUAUUGAUUGAGUAAAUGUAAUUAAAGAGAACUGAAGAAAAUGUGAUAUUGAUUAAGUAAAUGUAAUUAAAGAGAACUGAAGAAAAUUGAGGAAGAAAACUGAUAUUGAUUGAGUAAAUGUAAUUAAAGAGAACUGGAGGAAAUUGAGGGUUGAAUGUAGAAAACAGUUCACAAUACAAAUUUAUUGAAAUGUUAUAGAUAUUUAAGUGCAAGUUCUCAGCUUGACAAUAUUACUUGUAUAUAUAACACAUGCCUGGAAAAUAAUGCAUAUUUUCAGCUACCCAAAUACUAUGUUACCCCUAUCAUUGUCAUUGCAUCUGUAAUUAAAUGUCUCAAACUGUGUUCAUAAACAUUUUCACCACCUUCACCACACAAAUAGAUGUUUAAAAAAAAUUAUUUAUUUGUUUAUUACAUAGUAGUAGAUAAAUAGAUAAAGAUAUAUGAAUAUAUACAUUUGUACUAUGUUUAUAGAUAUAUUAUAUACUAGAAUUGUGAAUAUAUAUUAGACUUGUAUGAAAAAAUAUUGAUACAGUACAAUAAACAUACAUUGAUU